Molecule: messenger RNA, 1405 nt
Organism: Solanum dulcamara
Lineage: Eukaryota; Viridiplantae; Streptophyta; Magnoliopsida; Solanales; Solanaceae
Product: NADH kinase
Exons: 5
Coding region: 95-1039 (314 amino acids)
Biological process (GO): NAD+ metabolic process; NADP+ biosynthetic process
Molecular function (GO): NAD+ kinase activity
Source: RefSeq, a predicted model, not a curated record
CGAGAAGUUCGACCCGUUUCUUAUAGAAAACAAUAGGCAUCACAAUUCUCCGUGACACUGUCGCUGUUUUACUGAAAGUUAAAGAAAAUUCACAAUGGCGAGGAGGCGAUUGUUGCUAUUAUUAAAGCCAUUCGAUGUGUUACCAACACGCCAUUCUGAUGACAUUUCUUAUUUCAGAAACGCUAAGUUAUUGCAGGUAUUAAAAUAUCUAGACAGUAGAUGUCUGGUUCACAAGGAGGCUAUAAACUUCUGUCAGAACAUUUUAAGGAAAAAGUUUGUUGAUUGGGAAGCUGUUUAUCGUUUUAAUCUAUGUCGGCCGAUCCGUGAUGUAGAUUUAGUAGUUACAAUAGGGGGAGAUGGUACAUUACUCCAGGCAAGCCAUUUUAUGGAUGAUUCCAUUCCUGUUCUUGGAGUAAAUUCUGACCCAACUCAAGCAGAAGAGGUUGAAGAAUACAAUAAAGAAUUUGACGCUACAAGGAGUACAGGAUAUCUUUGUGCGGCAACUGUCAAGAACUUUGAACAAAUAAUAGAUGAUAUCCUUGAAAAUCAUGCUAGACCUUCUGAAGUCUCAAGGAUGUCAGUCACUCUCAACUCAAAGCUACUUCCGACUUACGCAUUAAAUGAUGUUUUGAUUGCCCAUCCUUGCCCUGCUACAGUUUCUCGAUUCUCAUUCAGUAAAAAGAAAGAGGACCAGUCUUGUUCUUCUAUGGUGCAUUGCAGAUCAAGUGGACUUAGAGUGUCAACAGCUGCUGGGUCAACAGCUGCAAUGCUUUCAGCAGGUGGAUUUGCAAUGCCAAUUUUAUCCCAAGAUCUCCAGUAUAUAGUGAGAGAACCCAUUGCUCCAGGAGCUUAUAAUAGCCUGAUGCACGGUACUGUGAAGCCUGAGGAGUUGAUGGAAAUUGCAUGGUAUUGCAAAGAAGGGCUGAUUUAUAUUGAUGGCUCUCAUCUUAUUCACUCUGUUCAACAUGGGGAUAUCAUUGAACUCUCUUCCAAAGCUCCAAAAUUGAAAGUUUUCUUGCCAUCUCACUUGAUAUCUUGAGAGUACAUAACAGAAUUGAGUUCUUGUAAAUUUGUUUACAUGAAGAUGUAAGGGUUUGGCAGAUUCUCCCUUUUAGCUCUUGCAACCCUUUCGUAAUAGUGCACACUGCUAAAUGGUGAUAGUUUUACAAUUUCUCAGCUCAAAAGCUACAGGGAAGACGGUUGUGGCCUAGGAUUCUGCUCUCUAGAUUGCAACUCCAGAAACCCUAUUACUAGGAGAUGUGGAUCACAUUUCAAAGUAGUUCUAAUCAUGCAAAAAAGGUAGUUUCUGGUUGAAGAGGCUUAUAGGCUUGUAACAUUGUUAUAGUAUGAACAUCGAGGUGUCAGAGUUGAGUCCUCCUUAGGGAAGUGUUAUGAGGUUUAUCUA